AUGUCGGUCUCCGGCGCUUCCUCGUUCAAACUUGGCACUGCUUCCAUCGACGAUGUGAGGCCCAUGAGAAUAGUCAUUAUUGGCGCGGGAUUUAGUGGUAUCACGGCUGGUAUUAGGUUCCCUCAACGGCUGCAAAAUAUUGACUUUACAAUUUAUGACAAGAAUGCGGGAAUUGGAGGAACGUGGCUCACAAACAAAUAUCCUGGACUGGCGUGUGAUAUCCCAUCUCAUUGUUAUCAACUUACUUUCGAGGAGAAUAUUCAAUGGUCCGCCUUUUAUGCUCCUGGGCCCGAGAUCCGUGCAUACCUUGAACAUGUCGUUGACAAGUUCAAAUUAAUGCGAUAUAUCAAGUUACAACACGAGAUUGUUCACGCACGCUUCGACGAAGCGAGUGGAAAAUGGCAUCUGAGAAUUCGUCGUCCUAUGUCGGAUGCCCCUCCCGGGAGUAUACAGUAUGAGACAUUUGACGACACCGCGGAUUUCGUCUUUGCCGGCCUCGGGGCACUGAGUAGAUGGUCAUGGCCCGACAUCCCCGGUUUGAACGAUUUCAAGGGAAAGCUGUUGCAUUCUGCUGACUGGGAAACGGAUGAAAAGGGACUUUGGCAGGAAGGUGUGAAAGACUGGGGGGAUAAGAAAAUAGGUGUAAUCGGUGUUGGUUCCUCGGGACUGCAGAUUGUACCAGCCCUACAGCCGCGCGUCAAACACUUGUACAACUAUGUUCGAGGAAAGACGUGGCUUGCUCCACCAUUCGCUUCGCAUAAGCUAUUGGAAUUGAUGAAGCGCGAUCCGAACGCUGAGAACUAUGAGUUCACUGAUGAAGAUCGGAAAUCAUUUGAGGACCCCGUACUCUAUAAACAAUUUAGACAUGAUCUGGAAAGCGAACUGAAUUCAGUGCAUUUCGCUACUAUCAGAGGCUCUGAGAUGCAGAAGGGGGCACGAAUUGCGUUUAAAGAUUCUAUGAUUAAACGACUCGCGAAGAAACCUUGGAUCGCGGAUCAUCUCAUCCCCGAUUUCUCCGUUGCCUGCAGAAGACUGACUCCUGGGCCAGGUUACCUGGAAGCUCUUUGCGAAGACAACGUGGACUUCGUGCCGACUCACAUCAAGCGCAUCACAGAAACUGGAAUAGAGCUUGUUGAUGGAUCACAUCAUAAUCUAGACGUCCUUAUUUGCGCUACAGGGUAUGAUACGAGCUUCCGGUAUCCGUUCUCAAUUGUUGGCAGAGGCGGAAAGACCCUGAAUGAACGUUUUUCUCCACAUCCUGUGACGUACCUCACAGUUUGUACAGAUGGCUUUCCGAAUUGGUUCAUGUCACUCGGUCCAAAUUCUGGUGUCGGCUCAGGUUCAUUACUCGUUCUUAUCGAGCGUCAGAUCGACUUUGCGGUCGCCGCUGCAAUGAAGCUACAACGAGAGCACUUGAAGACCAUUGAACCGAAGGCGGAAGCUGUCGCAGAUUUCGACGAAUAUCUAGAGACCGUAUACAGUGAGAAGUGUCGAUCAUGGUACAAGAUGGGAAAAGAGGAAGGCCGAAUCGUAGGCCUUUGGCCAGGAUCAUGUCUUCAUGCCGUGCGUGCGCUGACCUUCCCUCGUUGGGAGGACUUUAAUUACAAGCCUCUUGACGAGCCCGAGACACGUAACCGUUUCUAUUGGCUUGGAGAUGGUUCAACGUAUAGUGAGAAGUAUAUGGUUGGAGAUCGCGCUUGGUAUCUGAAUCCCGAGGAAGUCGACAUCCCUCCAGGUGCGUAA
Fomitiporia mediterranea MF3/22 is the source of this 1743-nucleotide messenger RNA. RefSeq names its product FAD/NAD-binding domain-containing protein. Bases 1 to 1743 code for a protein of 580 amino acids. The record is from RefSeq and is a predicted model, not a curated record. Lineage: Eukaryota; Fungi; Basidiomycota; Agaricomycetes; Hymenochaetales; Hymenochaetaceae. The transcript is spliced from 13 exons.